Molecule: messenger RNA, 519 nt
Organism: Colletotrichum orchidophilum
Lineage: Eukaryota; Fungi; Ascomycota; Sordariomycetes; Glomerellales; Glomerellaceae
Exons: 2
Source: RefSeq, a predicted model, not a curated record
CUGGCUCGCCAGAGCCGGGGUGUCCCUAAGCCCAUCCGUUUCCGCGCCGCCUACCAGACCACCCCGUCUUUCUGUGCUGCUUGUUCUGCUCAGCCAAUUCGCUGCGCCCAAAUCUUCCUAACGAAUGCCUCCCUCCCAUCUCGUCGUCACUUCACUCUACUGCUGAAUCUCGAGUCCUCACUCACUUGCAGCUCGCCCUUCGCGUCCAACAAGUCGGCAAGUCCAGAAAAGACACCAGGCCCCAAUUUCUCUCACCCAUCCAUCACAUUGUCCGACGUGGGGCCUGAUCCCGGUCCCUCCUCGACAGGACAAGGCAAGCCAACACUGCACCUGGUGUUUUGCGGAUGCCGCGUGCUGAUGCUGGUCGGCCCUGAUCCUCGCUCGCCUGCGCUCUUUUCCUCUCCCUCUCCUCUCCUCUCUCUUCCUUCUUCCGAUUGCUCUACUCGCUUCUCCUCCUGGACCCAAAGCGCCAACGGGGAAUCAUCGUGCCUACACAAGCGGUGCGCGCCGGACGGGUAG